Molecule: messenger RNA, 1743 nt
Organism: Elephantulus edwardii (Cape elephant shrew)
Lineage: Eukaryota; Metazoa; Chordata; Mammalia; Macroscelidea; Macroscelididae
Gene: AMHR2
Product: anti-Mullerian hormone receptor, type II
Biological process (GO): protein phosphorylation; cellular response to growth factor stimulus; BMP signaling pathway
Cellular component (GO): plasma membrane; signaling receptor complex
Molecular function (GO): transforming growth factor beta receptor activity; ATP binding
Source: RefSeq, a predicted model, not a curated record
AUGUUGGGGUCUCUGGGGCUUUGGGCACUGCUUUUCUCAGCGGCACAGGCACCCCCAAGCAGGAGGGCCUGUAUAUUCUUUGAAGCCCCUGGAGUGCGGGGAAGCACAAAGACACUGGGUGAGCUGCUAAAUGCAGGACCAGGGUCCCCCAGGGUUAUCCGAUGCCUCUACAGCCACUGCUGCUUUGGGAUCUGGAACCUGACCCAAGACCAGGCACAGGUGGAGAUGCAAGGAUGUCGAGACAGUGAUGAGCCGGACUGUGAAUCUCCUCAUUGUGACCCAAUACCCAGAGCCCACCCCAGCCCUGGCUCCAUUCUCUUCACCUGUUCCUGUGGCACUGACUUCUGCAAUGCCAAUUAUAGCCAUCUGCCUCUUCCCGGGAGCCUUGAAAAUACCAGCUCCCAGGGUCCCCAAACCACCCCAGGGGAGUCCAUCUGGAUGGCGCUGAUGCUGCUGGGGCUGUUCCUCCUCCUCCUGCUGCUUCUGCGUAACAUCAUCUUGAGCCUGCUUCAGCGAAAGGCCUGCAGAGUACAAGGAGUGCCAGAGCCAGAGCCAGAUUUAGGCAAAGACUGGAGUGAAGAGCUGCCGGAGCUGCCGGAGCUGCCGGAGCUGCCAGAGCUGCCAGAGCUGUGCUUUACCCAGGUCCUGCGUGAAGGAGGCCACGGAGUGGUGUGGGCUGGGAAACUGCAUGGGGAACCUGUAGCCAUCAAGGCCUUCCCACCGAGGGCUAUUGCCCAGUUUCGAUCCGAGCGAGCGCUGUAUGAGUUGCCCAGCCUAAAGCAUGAGCACAUUGUCCGCUUUAUCACUGCCAGCUGGGGCAGCCCUGGUCCUCUGCCCUAUGGGCCUUUGCUGGUGCUGGAACUGCAUCCCAAGGGUUCCCUAUGCCACUACCUGACCCAGAAUACCAUUGACUGGGAAAGUUCCCUGCGGAUGGCACGGUCCCUAGCCCAGGGCCUGGCAUUUCUCCAUGAAGAACACUGGCAGGAUGGUCAAUAUAAACCAGGCAUUGCCCACCGAGACCUGAGUAGCCAGAAUGUGCUCAUUCGGGAAGAUGGGUCAUGUGCCAUUGGAGACCUAGGCCUUGCCUUGGUGCUCCCUGGCCUCACUCAGCCCCCUGCCUGGGCCCCUACUCAACCCCAAGGCCCAGCUGCCAUCAUGGAGGCUGGUACCCAGAGAUACAUGGCACCAGAGCUCUUGGACAAGACUCUGGACCUUCAAGACUGGGGCACAGCGCUCCGGCGAGCUGAUGUGUACUCUCUAGCUCUGCUCUUGUGGGAGAUAUUAAGUCGCUGCCCAGAUUUGCAGCCUGAGAGAAGACCACCACCCUUCCAACUGGCCUAUGAGUCAGAGCUGGGCGGUACCCCUACUACUUGUGAGCUAUGGGCCUUGAUAGUGGAGGAGAGAAGACGCCCUUCCAUCCCACCUAGCUGGUGCUGCUUUACCACAGAACCUGGUGAACUGAGGGAGCUUCUAGAGGACUGUUGGGAUGCAGACCCUGAAGCACGGCUGACAGCAGAGUGUGUGCAGCAGCGCCUGGCCACCUUGGCCCAUCCUCAGGAAGACCAGCCUUACCCAGAAGCCUAUCCAUAUGGCUGUAUACCUCUCUGCCCAGAGGUGACUGUUCCUCAACUCCUGUCCCCAGCCAUGCUCCUCUGUGCUUCAACUGAGAGUCAGCCACUGCCUGCUCAGCAAGGCCCUUGUAUCAGGAGCCUUCCUCCUUCCUGCACCCUGUCUCACUUUUAA